Molecule: messenger RNA, 228 nt
Organism: Peronospora matthiolae
Lineage: Eukaryota; Oomycota; Peronosporomycetes; Peronosporales; Peronosporaceae
Source: the annotation of a GenBank genome assembly
AUGACGCGCUCCAAGAAGUUCAUGCGGAACUACAAGGGGUUUGACGCUGUGGAUGUCCAUCUCGCGGAUGAUGGAAUCGUCCAAGCAAUCGGCAGUGGGGACAUUGUCAUGUCGAUGAAGACACCCCAAGGGAUGAAGAAAGGUGUGCUCACAAACGUGUGGCACAUCCCAAGUUAUCCAGAAACCUGUUCUCGGUCGGCCGCUUCACCAAGGAUGUCGGCCCGGUGA